Messenger RNA from Hippoglossus stenolepis (Pacific halibut), 1321 nucleotides. Its product is annotated as peptidyl-prolyl cis-trans isomerase FKBP1A. Gene Ontology annotation, molecular function: peptidyl-prolyl cis-trans isomerase activity. The transcript has 4 exons. Bases 122 to 451 code for a protein of 109 amino acids. The record is from RefSeq and is a predicted model, not a curated record. NCBI's taxonomy places the organism in Eukaryota, Metazoa, Chordata, Actinopteri, Pleuronectiformes, Pleuronectidae.
ACACACACACACACACACUGUGAACCACGCGGGUCACGUGAUCGCCCCGUCCUGCAGUGAGCGCUCACAAGCGGCGAACGAGUCCAGCUGCUCGGUCACAUCCACAUCACUGAGAAGAACAAUGGGAGUCAACGUCGAGAUAAUCCGACCUGGCGACGGGAGGAGUUACCCGCAGAAAGGACACCAGGUGGAAGUGCACUACGUUGGCACGCUCACAAAUGGAAAGAAGUUUGACUCCUCCAGGGAUCGGGCAAAUCCCUUUAUUUUCAGACUGGGAAUGGGAGAGGUCAUUCGUGCUUGGGAUGAAGGUGUAGCUAGGAUGAGUAUUGGCGAACUGUCAAGGUUGACCUGCUCACCGGACUACGCGUAUGGCAGCAGUGGAUACCCUCCCGUUAUCCCACCAAAUUCUUGUCUAAUCUUUGAAGUGGAGCUUCUGAGAUUUGGAUUUUAAAUGUUUAAGAUGGUGGUUUGUUGUCAGUUUGUUUUAUUGAUGUUUUUUAUUUUUUUUUAUUUUUUUUGCAUUCCACCCACAUCUCUGACACAAAUAACUGCUUAAUUAAAGGUGCUGUGAGUCGCAUUUACAUUAAUGGAUAAAUAUUGUCUAAAAGUAAUUUUCAUAUCCUCGAUAAUUGAGACAAUUGAUGGACAAAAAGAUCAUGUUCAUGCUAAUGGUUGUUAAGAUUAAAGGAGUAAUCCAUUAUGGGAAACAUUCUUCUUUAUGUUCCUGCAGUGAGGUAAUGAGAGGUGGCGGUGGUGCACCUGGACAUUAGUUGCCACUCGCUAAUAAACCAAAGGAAGUUAUGUGAACAGAUAAUCGUCCUCUCAAUAUCAUUUCUAAAGCUCAAUCAUGAACACAUAUCUUUCUUAAAGCAUCCGAAAACCAAAGUGGUGUUCAGGGGAGUUUUGUGACACGUGACUCCUUGACUGCGUGCAGCUCAGCAAACCUGCCUGCUGUCUGUGGCUUCAUAUUUACCAAACAGACAUUAGUAUCAUUAGUCAUCUCCUGUGCCUUCUGACAGGAAAAUGUCUCCCACAAUGUUGAAUUAUUCCUGUAAAACGUCCAAUGUUUUUAAACUUACAGGAUUUAUUUGGCCUUCAUUCUUGUAUUUCCUGUAGAACAAAUGUACUUGAGAGCAAAAAAUUAAAUGAGCUUCAGAAUCACUGAUCCAGUGGCACUUAACACAUGUUGGCAGAUUCAAGUCUUCUUAGCGGGUAUCUUAUCUGUUCCUAAGUAUUUAUUACAAUGUCUUAAAAAUUGUAAUGAUUUGUAAUGUCAAAAUGCUAAUGUCACACCUUUUAAUAAAAAGCUUAUUUGUUUUUA